UCAUCCCCUCCCCCUCGCCCCCUCCCCGCUCUGCUGCCGGCUCCUGAUCUGAUUCCUGAUCCCUGAUUCCUUGAUCCUUGGUCCCGCCAUGGAAGCCUGAGCGAUCCCCACUCCCCCCUGGCCCCCUGCCCCCGGGGCCUUGAGGGGGAAGAGGCAGCGGUCUGGGACGGAGAGGGGGUGACCAGGCUCAGCAGCCCCCCUCUACACCCGCCAUCGUCCGCGCUGCCCGGCCGGGAGCGCGGAGUUCGGAGCGACCCGGAGCGCUGCGGAUACAAAGGCGCCGGGCCGAGCUAGGCGCCCGCCGAGCCCACCCGGCAGUUCUCAGCGGCGGGAGCGUCGCUUGAUUUUCUCUGAGCCAAGCCCACCCGUCCAGCAAAAUAGAGUCCCUCAGGGUGACGGUUGAUUUCCUGAAGGUGCCCCUUGGCCUGAAGAAGCCGGUGCUGAAGGAGGUGGCUGUGGGGCCCCCCAAAAGGCCCCCACCUGUGGCCCUGGAGCGCUACAAGGCGCGGCGUUCAGACGCCAUGGACACCGAGUCCCAGUACUCGGGCUAUUCCUACAAGUCGGGCCACUCCCGCAGCUCCCGCAAGCACAGGGACCGCCGGGACCGACACCGCUCUAAGAGCCGGGACGGGAGCCGUGGGGACAAGUCAGUGACAAUCCAGGCUCCGGGAGAGCCCCUGCUGGACAACGAGUCCACGCGAGGGGAUGAGCGGGAUGACAACUGGGGGGAGACCACAACGGUGGUGACGGGCACCUCGGAGCACAGCAUCUCCCACGAUGACCUCACGCGCAUCGCCAAGGACAUGGAGGACAGUGUCCCGCUGGACUGCUCCCGUCACCUGGGUGUGGCGGCAGGGGCCACGCUGGCACUGCUCUCUUUCCUCACGCCGCUGGCUUUCCUGCUGCUGCCCCCGCUGCUGUGGCGGGAGGAGCUGGAGCCGUGUGGGACGGCCUGCGAGGGCCUCUUCAUCUCCGUGGCCUUCAAGCUGCUCAUCCUGCUGCUGGGCAGCUGGGCCCUGUUCUUCCGCCGGCCCAAGGCCUCACUGCCCCGCGUCUUUGUGCUGCGCGCCCUGCUCAUGGUGCUCGUCUUCCUGCUCGUCGUCUCCUACUGGCUCUUCUAUGGGGUGCGCAUCCUGGACGCCCGCGAGCGCAGCUACCAGGGCGUGGUGCAGUUCGCCGUGUCGCUGGUGGACGCUCUGCUCUUCGUGCACUACCUGGCCGUGGUCCUGCUGGAGCUGCGCCAGCUGCAGCCACAGUUCACACUCAAGGUCGUGCGCUCCACUGACGGGGCCAGCCGCUUCUACAACGUGGGCCAUCUCAGCAUUCAGCGCGUGGCCGUGUGGAUCCUGGAGAAGUAUUACCAUGACUUCCCUGUCUACAACCCUGCCCUCCUCAACCUGCCCAAGUCCGUCCUGGCCAAGAAAGUGUCUGGCUUCAAGGUGUAUUCCCUCGGAGAGGAAAACAGCACCAAUAACUCCGCGGGCCAGUCCCGGGCGGUGAUCGCAGCUGCGGCGCGGCGGCGGGACAACGGGCACAACGAGUACUACUACGAGGAGGCGGAGCACGAGCGGCGGGUGCGCAAGCGGAGGGCCAGGCUUGUGGUCGCGGUGGAGGAGGCCUUCACUCACAUUAAGCGGCUACAGGAAGAGGAGCAGAAGAAUCCCAGGGAGGUGAUGGACCCCCGGGAAGCAGCCCAGGCCAUUUUCGCGUCCAUGGCCCGUGCCAUGCAGAAGUACCUUCGGACCACUAAGCAGCAGCCUUACCACACCAUGGAGAGCAUCCUGCAGCACCUUGAAUUCUGCAUCACGCACGACAUGACACCCAAGGCCUUCCUGGAGCGGUACCUGGCGGCUGGACCCACUAUCCAGUACCACAAGGAGCGCUGGCUGGCCAAGCAGUGGACACUGGUGAGCGAGGAGCCGGUGACCAAUGGGCUCAAGGAUGGCAUCGUUUUCCUCUUAAAACGCCAGGACUUCAGCCUGGUGGUCAGCACCAAGAAGGUCCCAUUCUUCAAACUCUCCGAGGAAUUUGUGGAUCCCAAGUCACACAAGUUUGUCAUGAGGCUGCAGUCUGAGACCUCGGUGUGAUUGUGUGGCGGCAGGGGAGCAGGACGGCGGGGCCCCUGAGGGCGGAGGGGUGGCCUGGCUCUCAGGCCUGUGCACGGUCCUGCUGCCCUUCCUCCUCUUGCUGUUUAUUUUUACUUGAAUUAACUCACUCUCCCUUUCCAGUCUCCUCUCCUCUUCCUCACUUACCUGGUGUGAACUCGGAGAGACCGUCCUGCCGUCGCCAGUACCUGGGGAGCCCCCUCCAUCCCCCACCCUCCGUUUUGUAUCACUCCAGGCGCUGCAGGAAUCGGUGCCUCUCCCCCCUCCUUUCCUGGAUGACAGUCUCUUCUGAAAGGGCACAGGGCCCUGCUGAGCCCCUCUCUAGAACCCAGGUGCUCAGAGCAGUUCUCUUCAGUGGCUCCCCAAAGGGUGUCUCUGGGGGACACAGACACGACUCCAGAGAGCCACCGUGCCAGAAUCCUCCAGGGCAGCAGCUGCCCGCAGCCUGCCGACGGCAGGUUCAUCUGCUCAGCCCGCCGCUCACCCUGCCCAUCACAGACCCUGCGUUCUCAGGGCGGGGGUCCUCCUGCGCGCUCUCACACAGCCGCACAGUCAGGGCUCUCCCUGCCAGGGUUAUUGGCUUCCAGCUGUUAAGAGUCUCCCUCCCUCAUCUCCACAUACUCUGAGCAAGGGAAGAACCCAUCCUUUACCCAGAAGUCACCUGUUUGAUGUGUGUGGUCUCAAGCGACCAUGUCAAACUGAGGUGGAAACCCUCUGUGACCACUGUUCCUGGGCUUUGGGGCAGCACCUUCUUCCACUGGGUCUUCCCGGGGCAUCCACUGAGGAAGGGUGGAGAAACCCAGCAAGCACCACUGACCCCGGCCCCCGGAACCUGCGGCACCUUCAUCUCUGCCUUGGCGGGCAGGUUUCCCCCUCCCACUGGAGGAUGGCGUGUAGGCUCCUAUACAGAUGCAGUGGUUUGCAGACCCUGAUCCACACCCCGUGAUCUUAAGACAAGCACGUUUCUUUCCUUCACCCGCCACCCACACCCAGUCCUGCUGUCUCCUGUUAGCCACAAAAACCUGUUGUCUCAUCUCUUUCUGGUGGGGAGCCAGCAGCUCCCCUUCUUCCCCUGCCUUAAGUCCACAUCUUUGCCUCAGGGGUCUCUUUUCCUUGGCCGGCCAGGGUCCCCUCCUUUUCUCUCCCUGCCUGGUUCUCUGGGCUCUGGGCUCUCUCUGUGUGGGGGUGGGAGGCCAGGAUUGCUGCCUUUUGUGGGUACUUAGCUCUUUACCCCACUGAGCUUUCAUUAUCUUUACACUCUAAUCAGAAAUCUCAAGAGUUUAGGUCUCAAUUUGAGCAAAAUUCACUGGCCCUCUAAUACAUAUUUUCAGUGUAAAUCUGACACUUUAAGUCAGACACCUCUAUAUUAUGUAGUUUUAGCCAAGGAGAAUAGGACUAGGAAAUACGCACAUACCUCCAGCCAGGACCCAUGUGGAGCAGGUUCCUGUGUCUGGGCUGGAGCCUGCCCCUGGGCCUAUCUAAACAGCUUACAGUGAGUGCCCUUUAUAGGCCCAUCUUUUUCCUGGAAAACUCAUUGGUUCUUUCCUUGCGGGAUGCCCCCUGGGAAAAGAUCCCAUUGAUCUCUCACCAGAGAGGCUGCCCAGGCAUGAUGGAGCCUAGUGAUUGGGGUUUCUCCUGCUGUCCUUUCUGAAAAAGCACAUCUUCCCUGCACCCCACUUACUAGGAGGGGCUCUUCAGCCAAUGCCUCCCUUGUCUCCACAGGGUGGGUUGGAGGCUGACUUAGGGCCUGGAGGUCAGCCUUGCACUGGGGCUGUGGGCUUUUGGAUAGGCCUGAGUGAAGUACGUCCUCUCCUGGGGGUCCUUUCCUUCUCUUCGAAGACCUUGUUUCAGAGGAGUCGCUUCUGGGUCGCAUUGCUAAAUACCUCACUAUCCUGAAAAACGGGCCUGGAUGGUGAUUGGCGUCCCUGCCUUCGUGGGCAGGCGUGGGAUGUGGUUUGAGGACCCAGGUGGGGCAGGGAGAGGGCAAGUAUUUGGGAUCUUGGUUGCUGCCCUAGGUUAGGGGCGGGGAAGUGUUUAUUUUAAGAACCUGCCAUGUUGUUAAUCACUGUGAUUUUUUCAUUCCUUUUUCCUAAAACAAUAAUUUUUUCCCUCAGCUCUCUAAGCACUAAGGGCUGCAACUGAGAAUGGUAGUGUUUUUGGUCCUUUGUGUCAGAACUGUGGUAUCUUUGUCUUCUUUGAUUAUUAUUAUUAUUAUUAUUAUUUUUUUAAGUGUCAGGAUGAAUCGUCAAAUGUGUGGCUGUGUUCGUCUUUUGCUUCUCCUGUAUGGGAAGUUGUCUUCGCGCCGUGAACUACUGUGGGGUGUGCAGCUGACUCAGUCCCUCUGAGCGGUGUCCCCCGCUUUGCCUGUCCCAUAACACACUGUAUUUUCCCACUCUUCCCUUGUGGGGGUGUGCUCACCUGUUCCAUCCCCCACACCCCCAUGUUACCAUGGGGGGAUGCUGGUACUGGGUCUCUCCAGUGCUCCAUUUUCUGCGACUACAUGGCAUCCUAGCUCAUCCCCACCAUCCCUACUCGGCCUUCCUUUUUGUCACCUAGGGAUGCCUGUCCUCCUUGCCUCCACACCAGGGUGCUGUGCCUCAGUCUUUCACCUACCUUGCCACUCUGCCGUUGUCCCCAUUGAUCCCUGGCUCCUCCACUGCUCUUUGUGCUGUUUAGUCUUGUUUAUUUCCUUGUAGUCCCUCAUUUUUUUUUUCUCCACUCCCUUCCCUUUCAGCCCUUAAUUUUUCACUUCCCCAUCCCCACCUCAGUACUCCUGUUGCAAACCCUGGUAAAAUACCCAGAUGAGAUAGUGGGAUUCCUGGAGCCUUCUUGUCUGAAACGUCCAUUUCCCAGAGUUCGUGCAUCUCCCUUUCUCUGUUGGGCCCAGGUGAGCUCCCUCGCCCCUCUGUGGUGUCUGUCAGUCUGUCUUCUCUUUCCUCUGCCCUCCCCACGGGGUAGCAUCUGCUGAUGGAUUCAGUCCUGGUGUGUGAUUGUUGUGAUUUGUUCUGUACGAGAAAGGCAGGCAGGGGGCUUUUUGCGUUCCCUUCCAUGUGAGAUUGUAAAUGUAGAAUUUCCAGCUGUUGGAUCUAGAUUUUUCUUUUCUUUCUUUCCUUUUCUUUUUCUUUUUUUGGGUUACAGAGACCUUGUGCAUGCAUGUAGAAAAUUGUAAAAUGUAAAUUUUUUUUUAAUAUAUAAAAAGCUUGUUUUUACAGUUUGCAGUGGAUCUAAACAUUAUGGCAACUUUAGGGAUUUUUUUUCUUAAACAUAGGAACUAAAACUGUACAAAAUUUUUUUUAUAUAAAAUAAAGACAUUUGACUUUUGUGGGGGCAUUCUGUUUUUUUUUUUCCGCA
Molecule: messenger RNA, 5456 nt
Organism: Manis pentadactyla (Chinese pangolin)
Lineage: Eukaryota; Metazoa; Chordata; Mammalia; Pholidota; Manidae
Gene: VANGL2
Product: VANGL planar cell polarity protein 2
Exons: 8
Coding region: 522-2087 (521 amino acids)
Biological process (GO): Wnt signaling pathway, planar cell polarity pathway; multicellular organism development; establishment of planar polarity
Cellular component (GO): plasma membrane
Source: RefSeq, a predicted model, not a curated record